This is a messenger RNA of Verticillium alfalfae VaMs.102, 1350 nucleotides long. Its product is annotated as FMP42. The coding region runs from base 1 to 1350 and encodes 449 amino acids. The transcript has 3 exons. The record is from RefSeq and is a predicted model, not a curated record. NCBI's taxonomy places the organism in Eukaryota, Fungi, Ascomycota, Sordariomycetes, Glomerellales, Plectosphaerellaceae. Gene Ontology annotation, cellular component: fungal-type vacuole membrane.
AUGCCCGAGCAUGCUUACCACUCGGUGCCUGAGCUCGAGGAGAAGAUUGAGCGUGCUGAAGACAACACUCGAGACGUUCACACCUCCGAUGACGACCUUACGAGCGAUGGCGAGCGAUACCACGUUCGCAGCAUCCGGGCGGAGCGCCGUCGGGCCAAGCUUGACGCGAUUGUCGAUCUCACUGGUGAUGCCGAGGUGAGGGAGGAGCGCGUGAAGAUCAAGGAAGAGCGUCUCGAGGCCAGUGGUGUCUGGGGUGUCCUGCACGGUCUGCCUGCCCAUCAGCAGAUGCUUACGCCGUGGUUCAUCUUGAUCCUCUUGCUCACGGUGCACCAAAUGCUGAGAAUGAACUACCUCAUCGCCACCAUCCGUGCCCAGUAUCGCUUCAUGCUCGGGUCUGAUGUGCUGGCUGAGUCGAUCAACCACUUUUUCGAUGCUGCUCUGCCCAUUGGCGGUGUCGCUGCGACACCCUUCAUUGCCGUCUUGCUCAACAACGCAAGCGUGCCGGUCACAUUCGGCAUCUUAACCGUCCUGAUCAUCGUCGUUGCCGUGCUCAACUGCAUUCCCCAGCUGUGGGCAGGGCUAACGACUGCCAGCGAUUACGCUACGAAAGUCUUCGGCUUCGCCACGUUUGGGCGCAUUUAUGGCGCGUUGGUGUGCAUCUCCGGUAUCAUCAGCUUUGCGCAGUCGGGUCUCGAUGCAUGGACCCAUGGUCCGCUGCAUGGUAACCCCGUGCCUGUGAACAUAAUGAUGGGCGCGACCGGGACUGUUCUUGGCAUCGCUCUCGUUCUUUUUGUUGCCAUCCAGGUCGGGUUACACAACGAAAGGGAAAAAGCUGAGGCUGACAUGGAGCGAAUGCCGCUGAUCUGCGAGGAAGAAGAGGGAUACGGAACCAGGGGCGAUCGCUCCUUGCAGCUCCCCUCUGUGGACCCGGUCGCGGCCGCCGAGCGCCUGGCAAGUUCCCUGGCCCGCUGGAUCCGCCACGCCCUCGACGGAUCGGGGAACUUCCUCAAUGGCCACAUCCUCUACCAGGGCUUCGGCUCCAUCCACAUACGCGUAGACGGCGAGGAGCGCAAGAUCUUUGACCUGACGGAACACUUCUGCCGCUUGCCGAUCGACGCCGAUGAUGGGAGGUUCUGGCCGCUCACCUGCUUUCCGGACCGCGUGAGCUUCGAGGCGUGGGCACAUGGCACGGUGGAGAAGCGCAAAGCGCGAGGGUUGUGGAAUGAAGACGUCACGAGGCGAUUGAUCGAAGACGGCCAGCCGGAAUGCGGAUUGACGCUGCCCGGUCUGUGGAUGGCGGUGUAUGAUGACCAGGAGUACCGGCCGCUAUGGGGACCUGCUCAUCGAUGA